Molecule: messenger RNA, 1032 nt
Organism: Aspergillus aculeatus ATCC 16872
Lineage: Eukaryota; Fungi; Ascomycota; Eurotiomycetes; Eurotiales; Aspergillaceae
Product: protein-lysine N-methyltransferase
Exons: 4
Coding region: 1-1032 (343 amino acids)
Source: RefSeq, a predicted model, not a curated record
AUGUUCAACGAUUCCGACCCCGCCCUAUGGCCGCUGCCCCCCGUGCAUUAUCGCAUGCGUGUGCUCAAAUUGAUCAUCGCCCGCCUUGAACAAUCACUUACCAAUCCGGAGGAGGAUGAAAUCAUCGACGACCUCCUCGAAACAUGGGGCACCUUACUCACGCACCCCAAACCCUCCGCCAUCCAACAAGCCCAACAACUCACCUACAUCAAAUACACCGCCCCGCCCCCGCCGCCCCCGCAUCCAACCACCAGUCCCCAAACAGCCGAACCACCAGUGCAACAACCCCAAUUCGCGCAACGAACCACCAUCACCUCCGAAUCCCGCGGCCUGAUCCUUUCCGCGGGCACCACCGGGUUCCGCACGUGGGAAGCCGCCCUCCACCUGGGGACCUACCUCGCGACGAACCCCAGCGCCGCCCACGCCUGGAUCGCCGGAAAACGGGUGAUCGAGCUCGGCGCGGGCACGGGAUUUCUGGGGUUGUUCUGCGCGCAACACCUUCAGCCCCGGUCCGUGGUUGUGACCGAUCGCGAGAUCGCCUUGAUCGAGCAGAUCCAGGAUUGUGCGGGGCGGAAUAAGCUGCUAAGCGAUGGGGACGGCCACAAUAACGACACCCCGGGUAAACGGUUCGCGGCGGGGAUCUGGGAGUGGGGGACUCCAUUGGAUAUUCCCGGGUUGGGUAAUGGUAGUGGUGGUUCCUCGGGAGUGGGAGAUGGCGCAUUGGGUGAAGCGAAGGACCUUAAAUUCGAUGUCGCGUUAGGGGCGGAUUUGAUCUACGAUGUUGACCUUGUUCCCCUCCUUGUCGCGACCAUCCAGGACCUCUUCACCAACUAUGGUCUGCAGCAAUUCAUCAUCUCCGCCACUUUACGAAACGAGGAUACUUUCCGGACGUUUCUGAGAGCUUGUGAAGCUCAAGAUUUCACUGUCGAGCAGAUCCCCUUCACAUCACCUCCCGAGGCAGAGCAGAAGGGCUUCUAUCAUUCCACGGCUAUUCCAAUCCAUAUAUAUCGGAUCACAAGACCGACAAUCUAA